This is a messenger RNA of Spirodela intermedia, 579 nucleotides long. Lineage: Eukaryota; Viridiplantae; Streptophyta; Magnoliopsida; Alismatales; Araceae. The record is from the annotation of a GenBank genome assembly.
AUGACUCCUUUUGGAACAGUAUAUGGCAGGGACCCACUGCAACUUAUCAAACAUGGAAUAUAUCCUUCACCACUUGAUGCCAUCGAUCAACUACUCACAGAACAAGAUGCUAUCCUUAAGAUUUUGAAAUUCAACUUGCACAAGGCACAAGUGAGGAUGAAAUUUAAUAUAAAUAAUCAUCGUAGAGAAGUGGAAUUAGAGGUGGGUGAUUUGGUCUUUCCAAGAUCAAACCAUACAAGAUGAAAUCUCUGGCAAAAAAGGAAAACGAGAAGUUAAACCCUCGCUAUUUUGGUCCGUAUCUUAUUAUCGAAAGAAUUGGACUAGUGGCAUAUAAACUCCAAUUGUUUGACCAUUCAGCUGUUCAUCUGGUGUUCCAUAUAUCCUAAUUUAGGAAGACACUAAGAACAGACAACAGAAGCCAACCAAUUCCCCCGACACUAUGAGAAGAACAAGAAUGGAUACUCAUUCUAGAUGGCAUAAAAACUCACAAGUCGAUCCCUCAAGACAGAGAUUUUAGUUUCAUGGAAAAAUCUUCCAGAGUUUGAAUCAUCAUGGAUGAUAGUAUCAACAUUCUUGUGA